AUGGAACAUACGAUAUCUUUUGGUGAACGAAACGCUGGACUCCAAGUGGGAGUGAGCAACGCUUCCAUCACUGCGAACUUCUAUUCCCAACCUGAAAGACCCGAGACACCGCCGCGCCCAUUAUCUACUGUUCCGUUUCGUCGCGAUCCAGACUUUGUUAGACACGGGACACUACUUGACCAGAUUCACGAAAAAUGUUUGGCACCGGCAUCUAGAAUCGCACUGGUGGGCCUUGGCGGCGUUGGGAAGUCGCAGCUCGCUAUCGAAUACUCUCAUAGAGUCCGGGAACACUCCCCAGAAACGUGGGUUUUCUGGAUCCAUGCCAGCAACAUAGCUCGUUUCGAACAGGGGUUUCGGGAGAUUGCAGAGCGAGCGAAAAUCACCGGCCGGCAGGAUCCCAAGGCCAAUAUAUAUCAACUUGUUCAUGCAUGGCUCCAGGAUGGCCGAAAGGGAAGCUGGGUCCUGAUUCUCGAUAAUGUUGACGAUGAUCACUUCCUUCGUCGAGCGCCGUUUAUCAGUCAGAAUCCAACCGAGCGCGACAGAGAUCGCUCGCUGGACCGGCCAUUAUGGGCAUAUCUCCCCCAAAGUACGCAUGGAUCCUUGAUGAUAACUACACGAAAUAGAGCCGUGGCGCUCAGAAUGGUCGAAGAACGCGACAUCAUCACUGUGCACCCAAUGGAUAAGACCCACGCCCAAAUGCUUUUUGAGGCGAAGCUUGGGAUACCGGAAAACCCAAAGGACAUUAUGAAGCUGACAGCAGCACUUGAGUGCAUGCCUCUUGCAAUCGUCCAGGCAGCAUCCUACAUCCGGCAGAGAGCUCCCCGUUCCUCAGUGAAGCAAUACCUUCAACAGUUUGAAAGCAGCGACAGUAGAAAGCUGAGUCUCCUUGAGCAUGAGGAGGGACAACUUCGGCGAGACUGGGAGGCCAGAAAUUCUAUUAUUCAUACUUGGCAAAUAUCGUUCGAUCACAUCCUUCUGGAACGGCCAUCAGCCGCAAAUCUCCUGGCAUUGAUGAGCUUCUUUGAUCGGCAAGGAAUACAUCAGUGUCUGCUCCAAGACUUCAGUAAUGUAAAAAGAAGCAAUACCAACAAAGAAAACUACUCAGACGCAGUUGACAGCUGCACGAUGGACAAUACAGACAGCCUAGUCCAAUCUAAUGUGGACGACAGAUUCGAGGAUGAUAUCCGCACACUAAGGAACUUCUCAUUCAUCACGGUGAACGCGGAUGCUGCAAGCUUCCGAAUGCAUCGGUUAGUGCAGCUCGCCGUGCAAAAAUGGCUUGAGGCACAUGAUCAGCUCGAAAGGUGGAAGCUAAGUUCUAUCAGAAGCCUUGCAAGAGAGAACGUUCCCUCCAGGAGAAUUUGA
Aspergillus viridinutans is the source of this 1365-nucleotide messenger RNA. RefSeq lists its product as uncharacterized. The transcript is spliced from 3 exons. The record is from RefSeq and is a predicted model, not a curated record. Bases 1 to 1365 code for a protein of 454 amino acids. Lineage: Eukaryota; Fungi; Ascomycota; Eurotiomycetes; Eurotiales; Aspergillaceae.